GGUACCGUUCCCAGCCCGGGGACAUCAAGGUCACCCCUUGAGCGACAGCGACAAGAGCUCGGGUGGGCGGGUGUGGGGGGGCGGCUCCCGCUCCCGUUCCUCGCUCCCGCCCCAGCCCGGUGCUCGGCGGCGGAGCCCUGCAGAUGUUGCUCUUCCACCUCCUCCUCCUCCUCUUCGGCAGCCCCAGCAGCUCGGCAGCCGGCCUGGGGGUCACAGCUCGCACCCUCUCCCCCUGCUACUCCGCCGAUCUCAGGCCAGCAGCCAACAGCCUCGUCUCAGCCGUGGGCUGCAAGGUGCUCCUGACAGUACCACCACUGAACACCAGCCAGAUUGUUUUCUGGGAAUACCAGUCUGGCCCCUGGGCAGGAGUCAUCCUCAGCUACACCCUGGAUGGCCCCACCAACACCUCUCAGCCCUACGAGAACCGCACCAGCUUCAACGAGACAGACUGCUCGCUGCAGCUGGUGCUGCAGAAGGGUGAUGAGGGGCUCUACAGGUUCAGGUCCAGCUUGGAGGCCACCGACUGGUUCCAGCUCCGUGUGCUGGAGCCGCUGCCCGAGCCGGAGAUCCUGGGCAACGUCUCCGUGAAGGCUGGGGGCAACACCAAGCUGGUUUGCCACGUGCUGGAGGGGCAGGUGGACUCCUACUGGUGGAAGAAAAAUGGGGAGCUGCUGCUGGGCAGCGACCACAUCCAGUUUGUGGACCACGGCACCUUGUGCAUCCUCAAAGCCUCCAUGAACGACAGCGGCUACUACACCUGCGUGGUGCGCAACGAGGUCAGCCAGAAUGAGGCCUCCUUCCUGCUCCAUGUCCAGAAUUCCCCCAACGUGGUGCUGCCUGUAAUCCUGGCCUGCGUGCUCGUCGGCUCGCUGGCGGGUGUCUUCGUGUGGUGCAGGAGCAGAGGCCGCCAGCGCCUGUAGGGGAGAUGCCUUCGGCUCUUCUGCUGGGGGUGGCUCUGCUCCUCCAGCCACAGGCAGAGAUCUUGAGCAGCUCUGUCCUUGCUGCCUUCUCCAGUGGUGGUGCUGGUGGAAGAUGCUGCCUGGGGAGUGCCAAAUGUCUGCUGCUGUCCCAAGCUCUUCUGGGCUCUCCUGAAUUGCUCAAGCUGCUGAACCCCUCAACCCUGCCUGUCAGCCACCACCUUGGAUGACUUCUGUGGUGUGCUGCCCUUCCCCAGGACCCCUUGUGCAGCCCUGGGGCACAGGUGGGCAUGGGCCUGCCUGGUGACCCAACUGCUGCUGUGCUCCAGAGCUCCUCACCCCUCCUGGGGCUUCCUCCAGAGGCUGUGUGGGGUGAGUGCUUGGAGAUGACUCUGGGAAGAGUCCCCAUCCCCACCAGGCAGACACAUGGUCCUGGGGAGUGCCAUGGUGCUGGGCCCUGCCUCCCCAAGCUUUGAGCCCCUCAGUGUGCUGUGCUUGGGGCUUGCCAGGCUGGCCUAGGGGCUGAGGUCC
Messenger RNA from Dryobates pubescens (Downy woodpecker), 1448 nucleotides. Its product is annotated as HEPACAM family member 2-like. The transcript has 6 exons. NCBI's taxonomy places the organism in Eukaryota, Metazoa, Chordata, Aves, Piciformes, Picidae. The coding region runs from base 144 to 920 and encodes 258 amino acids. The record is from RefSeq and is a predicted model, not a curated record.